This is a messenger RNA of Canariomyces notabilis, 1644 nucleotides long. Its product is annotated as CBF-domain-containing protein. NCBI's taxonomy places the organism in Eukaryota, Fungi, Ascomycota, Sordariomycetes, Sordariales, Chaetomiaceae. Gene Ontology annotation, cellular component: small-subunit processome; nucleolus; Noc4p-Nop14p complex. Gene Ontology annotation, biological process: ribosome biogenesis. The transcript is spliced from 3 exons. Bases 1 to 1644 code for a protein of 547 amino acids. The record is from RefSeq and is a predicted model, not a curated record.
AUGUCUGGGACCGUUGGACAAGCCGCGGUUAGUGUCCCGGUCAAGAGGAAGCGUCUGGAGAAUGGAGACCCGAGCAAGAAACGGAGGAAAUCCGCGACCGACGAUGACAGCGAGCCCAAGGCGCAAAUCGAGAAACUCGAAAACGAGAUUUUCGAGUCGAAGAAGCAUUAUAACAACAUUGCGACCCUUAUAGAACUUGGGCAGAAGCAGGAUGAGGAUGCCAAAACCGGUCUUGCUGCCGCCGACGCUCUAUGUCGCGUCUUCAUCCGGCUGCUUGCUUCCGGCAGCUUGGUGAAGAGGAGGGACGCUUCAGAAAAAGACCUCACCGUCACGAAGUGGCUCCGAGAUCGUCUGGCAGACUAUAGGGGCCUGCUUAUAUCCAUGCUUCGGAAUUCCAGGCUGGCCCUGAACGCUCUUAUGCUCUCGAUGGCUCUGGUGAAGGCGGAAGCCCUGCAUCUUAAUGACAGGCAGGAAGCAGUAUUCCCACGAUAUUUCUUUUCCGACGUAGUUGCUGCUGUUUUUGAGUCCCUGGAUGAGUUAUUACGGGAAGAGCUUCUCAAGAAGUUCAUCAAGCAGUAUGACGACAUUAGAUUCUAUACAUUUGAGGCCAUCAAGUCCUUCCUAACUGACAGAGGAUCUUCUGUCAAUGAGGACAUUCGGAAUAAUGUGUUCCAGAUGCUCCUCGAAAUGGGGGAUGUGCCCGACUCGAGCGGGUCAAUGGAGCACUUCUACAUCGAGCAGCCCCAGAGGAAGAAGCACCCCUUGCGUUCCUUGUCGCAACACAAAAAGCAGGCGCAAGAGGCAUGGCUAGCCCUCAUGCACUUGGGUCUGAGCAAGGAACAAAGAAAAAAGAUCCUGGAAGUUAUGGCAUCCUCCAUCGCGCCCUGGUUCACUAAGCCAGAACUCCUUAUGGACUUCUUGACCGACUGCUAUAACUCGGGCGGAUCUAUCUCACUCCUUGCGCUCUCGGGCGUCUUCUACCUCAUCCAAGAGCGCAAUCUCGACUAUCCGGACUUCUACGUCAAACUGUACUCGUUACUGGACUCCGACAUUCUCCAUUCCAAGUACCGGUCCCGCUUCUUCCGCCUCCUUGAUAUAUUCCUUGGGUCAUCACAUCUCCCAGCAGUGUUAGUGGCGAGCUUCAUCAAGCGAUUGGCCCGCCUAGCUCUCAACGCGCCGCCUAGCGCGAUCGUCGUCAUCGUGCCCUGGUUUUACAACCUCUUCAAGAAGCAUCCACUCACGACCUUCAUGAUGCAUCGUGUCCCGCGAACAAAGGAAGAGAAGGACUUGCUGGAGAGCGAAGGCAUGGAGGACCCCUUCUUGCCGGACGAAACAGACCCGAUGGAGACGAAUGCAAUUGACAGCUGUCUCUGGGAGAUUGUGCAACUCCAAUCUCAUUACCAUCCCAAUGUCGCAACGAUAGCCAAGAUAAUCUCGGAGCAGUUCACCAAGCAGUCAUACAGUCUAGAAGACUUUUUGGACCACUCCUACGGCAGUCUGCUCGAGGCCGAAAUGUCCAAGGAGGUCAAGAAGCCUCCCGUGGUGGAAUACAUGAUUCCGAAGAGAAUUUUCACCAAGGCUAGACCGGACCCGGAGGAGAAAGACAGUCUCCUAGUUGGUCUCUGGAACUUUGGCUCUCCAUAG